AUGAACAAAACUGCGGAGCCGACCGAGUUAUUUGUGCCAGGGCCAUCAAAGGAAGAAUUGUCGUCGUCUGUUUUCAACGACUUAGUCACUCACUGCAAGCCGCUGCUGGUGGCUGUGGGACAGAGUGGCCGUAUUAAUCUCGGCGUGAAAGAUGUUGCCCCGAGUUUAACGGCUUUCAAAGUGGAAGGUGGCGUCACGAUGCCGGACGAAUAUUUCGGUAAAAUGUUUCGAGUAGGAUCUUCGGUUCUACCCGGUCGCUCAUCCCUGUUCAGAUACCAAAUUGCAUCGUUAUCUACUUCUAAUGUCAAGUUCGCCGACCAGAAGGAUUCAUCACAGUCAUCAUCUAAUAAAUCAUACAUCGGCUUAGCUGUAGGAGCUGCUGGAUUAGCUACCAUCGGAUAUUUGUAUUCCAGUCGAAACAAGGGAUCAUCGUCUCCAUCUAAAAUUUCGAUCACUGGACUUACGGAUGACACCUUACCGCUCCGCCCGAAGUUUCCCAAUUUAUUGGAGAAUAUCAACUUACCAGAAAAAGUGCCUUAUCUGCUGAUUGGUGGUGGAACUGCUUCAUUUGCUGCGUUUCGCGCCAUUAAGUCAAACGACCCGAAAGCGAAAGUCCUAGUCGUUACGGAUGAACCGUUCAAACCAUACAUGCGACCUCCGCUCUCCAAAGAACUAUGGUUUGGCGAUGACGCGGCGUCUCUCAAAAAUCUCAUGUUCAAGCAAUGGAACGGCAAAGAACGAUCGAUUUACUUCGAACAACCAGAUUUCUACUGUAAACCAGAAGAAUUGAUUGAAAAGGAAAAUGGCGGUGUUGCUGUUGCUACGAGCGCGAAAGUCGUCAAAGUGAAUGUCCAUGAACGUCGUGCCUACCUCAGCAAUGGCAAAGAAAUUGAGUACGAUAAAUGUUUGAUUGCUACAGGCGGUCAGCCGAAAAAUCUAGCUGUUUUUGAAAACGCUGAGAGGAAACUACAAGAUCGCGUGAUGCUUUUCCGUAACAUCUCAGAUUUUCAAUAUCUGUCGGAGGUUGUGAAGAAAGUGAAAUCGGUUACCAUCAUCGGAGGAGGUUUCCUUGGUUCCGAGCUUGCUUGUGCACUUGGCCGUCUAGCCAAAGAUAAGAAGUAUAAGGUUGAAAUUAACCAAGUGUUUCCUGAAAAAGGAAACAUGGCGAAAGUGCUUCCUGAGUAUUUAAGUUCCUGGACGACUGCAAAAGUGAAGCGCGAAGGAGUGAACGUAGUAUCCAACUCUCAUGUAACGACAGCGAAAUUGGAAGAUGGGAAAAAAGUAGUUCUCGGUCUUAAUGACGGAUCUCAGUUGAAAACCGACUUUGUUAUUGUAGCCGUCGGUCUUAAACCAAAUGAUGACCUUGCGUACACAUCAGGAUUGGAGCUGGACGACGUUUUCGGUGGAUAUCGUGUCAAUGCUGAGCUUGAAGCUAGGUCAAAUCUGUGGGUGGCUGGGGAUGCAGCCUGUUUCUUUGACGUAAAACUUGGUCGUCGUCGCGUGGAACAUCAUGAUCAUGCCGUGGUCUCCGGUCGAUUGGCCGGCGAGAACAUGACUGGAGCUCGCAAACCUUACUGGCAUCAGUCCAUGUUUUGGUCAGACCUUGGACCAGAUGUUGGUUAUGAAGCAAUAGGAAUCGUGGACUCGUCACUACCUACGUUUGGGGUUUUUGCCAAAGCCACAUCUGCUGAUUCUCCGCAAGCAAUCGUGGAAGCGACAGGGGAAAGCAUUCGUUCAGAAACGGAAGAAAAAGCGACAGAAGCUGCUCUACACACAGUUUCGAACCCUGUGGAUAUUGGUGCGAUGCACGACCCGCAACCUGGAGAAGAUUAUGGCAAAGGUGUGAUUUUCUACCUGCGGAACAACAUCAUCGUGGGCAUGGUUUUGUGGAACGUGUUCAACAAGAUGCCGAUAGCGCGUCGUGUAUUAAAGGAAGGCAAGUCAUUCGAAGACUUGAAUGAAGUCGCAAAACUGUUCAACAUCCACGGGACCGAAUGAGAUGACUUUGUUUCCAUUUCGAGAUGCGAGAACCUUGGGAAUCCACGUAGCUUUGCGGUGGCCGUAUUGUGAUUUUAUCUCGAUACCUGUGCAAACUAGUUUCUUUUUUUUUUUUUUUU
Molecule: messenger RNA, 2117 nt
Organism: Notodromas monacha
Lineage: Eukaryota; Metazoa; Arthropoda; Ostracoda; Podocopida; Cyprididae
Source: the annotation of a GenBank genome assembly